This is a messenger RNA of Populus euphratica (Euphrates poplar), 1773 nucleotides long. RefSeq names its product CBL-interacting serine/threonine-protein kinase 24-like (gene CIPK27). The transcript is spliced from 14 exons. The record is from RefSeq and is a predicted model, not a curated record. Lineage: Eukaryota; Viridiplantae; Streptophyta; Magnoliopsida; Malpighiales; Salicaceae. Gene Ontology annotation, biological process: protein phosphorylation; signal transduction. Gene Ontology annotation, molecular function: ATP binding; protein serine/threonine kinase activity. Bases 160 to 1455 code for a protein of 431 amino acids.
UAUAUAUCUCCUUUGGUCAUCAUUAACGUAAAUUCCUCUAAAAAUUCAAAAGUUAUUAUGUUUCCUCCUGUAAUCAAACAGACUUCGAUUCUUGCAGUUUUGAGUUUUAGAUUGAAGGUGAAAAGAAAAGAAAAGAUGAGCUGAUUAAUUGUAAUUAUAAUGAUGAAGAAAGUAACGAGAAUGGUAGGAAACUAUGAAGUUGGCCGUACAAUUGGCGAAGGAAACUUCGCCAAGGUCAAAUUUGCUCAAAAUAGAGAAACUGGAGAGAGCGUAGCCAUGAACAUUUUCGCUAAAUCAACCAUUCUCAAGCACAAAUUGGUUGAUCAGAUAAAAAGAGAGAUAUCAAUCAUGAAGAUUGUGAGGCAUCCUAACAUAGUUAGGCUGCAUGAGGUUUUGUCGAGCCGGACGAAGAUAUACAUAAUUCUUGAGUUUGUUACUGGAGGAGAUUUAUUUGAUAAAAUUGUUCAUCAAGGAAGACUUUCCGAAAAUGAAUCGAGGCGGUAUUUUCAGCAGCUUAUAGAUGCUGUUGCUCACUGUCACCGGAAGGGUGUGUACCACAGAGACCUGAAGCCUGAAAACCUCCUUCUUGAUGCUUUUGGGAAUUUGAAGGUUUCAGACUUUGGAUUGAGCGCGUUGCGCCAGAAAGGGUUUGGACUUCUUCAUACAACGUGUGGAACCCCAAAUUAUGUUGCACCUGAGGUACUUGGUCACCAGGGUUAUGAUGGAGCUGCUGCUGAUGUGUGGUCAUGUGGAGUCAUCCUCUUUGUUCUAAUGGCUGGAUAUCUUCCAUUUGAGGAGAUAGACCUUCCAACCUUGUGCCGAAAGAUAAAUGCUGAGAAGUAUUCUUGUCCAUUUUGGUUUUCUCCUGUGGCAAAAGCAUUGAUAGAUAAGAUACUCGAUCCCAAUCCAAAAACUCGUAUAGGGAUUGAGGGAAUUAAAAAACAUCCAUGGUUUCAGAAAAACUAUGAGCCUGUUGGACAUAGGGAAGACGAGGAAGUGAAUUUGGAUGAUGUUCAUGCUGAUGACAUCGAGGAUCAUUAUGUAGCAGAGCAAUUGGAGAACAGUGAGGGCGGUCCUGUGGUAAUGAAUGCAUUUGAGAUGAUUGCCCUAUCUCAAGGGCUGAAUCUAUCAGCAUUGUUCGAUAGACAUCAGGAUUAUGUAAAACAACAAACUCGUUUUGUAUCCCGCAAACCAGCAAAAGUUAUAAUUUCAGCAUUUGAAGCUGUUGCGGAAUCAAUGAAUCUCAAGUUCCAUACACGUAAUUACAAGACAAGACUCGAAAGAAUAUCUGAAAAUAAGGCUGGACAUCUUGCAGUUGUUCUGGAGGUUUAUGAAGUUGCUCCAUCUCUUUUCAUGGUAGAUGCACGGAAGGCAUCUGGGGAAACUCUUGAAUAUCACAAGUUCUACAAGAACUUCUGCGCUCAGCUAGAAAAUAUCAUCUUGAAAUCUCCAUAAGGGUGCAAAAAUUCCAGCCUGCUUCAUACAAUGACUUCCUGAUCCAGUUUUUUGGGUGCGAAGCAUAUCAUUGACCGGUAGUGCAAAAAAGAAGAUAUUCUUCCCGACAAGAAUUUCUAGAAAUAGGCAUUGAUGGCAUGGCAAUGUACUUGUUUCCGGUUCAUACAUUAUAGUGCUUGUAUAUUAUAGUUCAUUAGCUGCUGUGAUAUCUGUUGUAUUGUAGAACUUGAGAGUUUGAGUUUCUUUUUAACUAGGGAUGACAAUGGAGUUAUCAUGGUUUUUGUUAUGGAAAUUUAGAUGUUUAUAUCUUAUCUACUA